AUGCGAGGAAAACUUAGUUUACCAGGAGCUCCAUCAGCACCGGGCAGUCCGGGUGGUCCAGGAGGUCCUGGUUCGCCCGCUGGGCCUGGAUCUCCGGGAAUAAGUGGCUCAGACACGGCGUCAAUUCCUGGCUCUCCUGGUGCUCCAGGUGCUCCAGGAUUUCCCGGUGGUCCUGGAGGUCCUUUCGGUCCAGGCGGGCCAGGAGGAGCAUCUGUUCCUGGUGCUCCAGGAGCUCCAUUUGGUCCAGGAUCUCCUGGAGGUCCUUGCGGUCCUGGUGGUCCGGGUGGUCCUUGCGGGCAUGGCUUGCAUGGAGGUGGAGUGAUAGGUUCGCACGGUUGCUGCGGAGGACGACCUGGGCUUCCGGGUAGUCCGGGAGCUCCAGGCUUUCCUGGUCUGCCAGGUUUUCCUGGCAUUCCAGCGGGACCCGGGGGACCUGGCAGACAACACGCCUCGCAGAUGUUGGCUGUCUCACUUACACCAGAAACACCGGCUUCCCCGUAUCCAGCCUGA
Strongylus vulgaris is the source of this 510-nucleotide messenger RNA. The record is from the annotation of a GenBank genome assembly. Lineage: Eukaryota; Metazoa; Nematoda; Chromadorea; Rhabditida; Strongylidae.